AUGAUGGGCAACAUGCCUGUCAACGUCCCUGUGGACGACCCCAACGCCGACACAGAAUGGAACGACAUCCUCCGCAAACAUGGAGUCAUCCCGGAGAAGCCGCCUUCACCAACACCACAGAUCGAGGAAGCACUCAUCCAGGCACGCGAAUUGGCACACGAGCACAGACUGGAAGGCAAAGAUCUGGACGGACUGGACGAGCUCGAAGAUGCCGAGGACGAAGCGUUUCUGGAGUCGUAUCGCCAGAAGCGCAUGGACGAAAUGGCAGAGCUGCAGACAGCAAGUGUGUACAACCACGUCUACCCCGUGCAGAAGCCAGACUAUUCGAAAGAGGUCACCGAAGAGUCCAGCAAAGCCUUCGUGCUCGUUCUUCUCACCUCUUCAUCCGGAACAAACGUCGAGUCACAGCUCAUGAUCGAAGCCUGGCGAGAGUUGGCCAAGAAGUUCGGCGACGUCAAGUUCUGCCAGAUGCAAGCCCACUUAUGCAUUGAAGGAUAUCCGGAUCGAAACACACCUACGCUUCUGAUCUACAAGGAUGGGGAGAUCAAGAGACAGCUUGUGACAUUGAAAGAGCUCAACGGAACCAAGACGAGUCUGCAAGAUAUGGAGAAGAUCCUGCUUGGGCUGGGCGCACUGCAGCACAACGACUCGAGGUUGAAGAGGAAGGACGAAGAUGGCGACGAGGACGCGCCCAAGAGGAGUAUAUUCCAGAGUCAGCCGAAGAAGGCGACAGCGGAGCACGACGACAGUGAUUGGGACUGA
Messenger RNA from Fulvia fulva, 762 nucleotides. RefSeq names its product Phosducin-like protein 2. The record is from RefSeq and is a predicted model, not a curated record. The transcript has 2 exons. Gene Ontology annotation, biological process: protein folding. Lineage: Eukaryota; Fungi; Ascomycota; Dothideomycetes; Mycosphaerellales; Mycosphaerellaceae. Bases 1 to 762 code for a protein of 253 amino acids. Gene Ontology annotation, cellular component: cytoplasm.